AUGGAUUCGACCACGCCGAAGAGCACAUCGAUUACGCAGUCGCGCUUCGGUUUCCUGUCGGCGCUCACAACGCGGUUAACCAGCCAGUCACCCGUCACUCCCCUCUCUGAAGAAGAGAUACUCAAUCUCAACGUUGAAGCGGCUCUGUACCCGUCGAUGUCACCCUCCGAACGCGAUACCUUUUCCCCAGCAGCCUACAAGAAUCUCCAAAUAAACGCAACUGGUCUCGUUCUCAAGAUGCAGAGCGCCUACCGCGAGCGCACCACCGCCUUCCAGGAAAUACAAGCCGAACGCUCAGUCGAAAAAGAAGAGGCAGAGGAGAUCAACAUGCGGGUCGAGAGUCUAAAGAUGCAACUCGAACACAUGGCCAGCAAAGCCGCGGAGCAAGAGCAGGCCAUGCAACAAUUGAUGCGGGAGCUCAAAGCCGAGAAGAAGGCCCGCAUCGAGGAACGUCUCACGCGCGAAAAGCUCCUAGCCGAAGGACCCAUAGUGAACGAGGACUUGGGCGUCGACGAAGCUGAGCGCCAAAAGUGGAGAAAGUCUGGGCUCACCGUCAAAUCCGAUGUUAGCUUCGACACAGACGAGGAGAGCGCCGAAAGCGAGAGCGUCUUCUCCCGCAGCCGCAGUCCGACCAUCAUGACGAGUGCGAGGGAGAGCACCAUCGAUCUGCCCACUGUCCAGCCUGGAAAGACUGCCAGUAUGGAAGCCACGCCCAAGUCUAAGACGGCCAAGGAGAUGACCACAUUUCAGAAAUUGUUUAAAGGCAUAUCCGGAGACACCACGAAAGACGAUGGAGGUCUUGGAGCGGACGGGUGCAAGAAUUGCCGGGGACGGGACUCGAGUGUUGCUUGGGAUACUGUUAGCCUGCUUAGAGAUGAGAAUCGGGGGCUGAAGCAUCGAGUCGCGGAUUUGGAGGUGGCUGUUGACGGCGCUUUAGAUGUGGUUAACGGUAUUGGGUUAUGA
Molecule: messenger RNA, 963 nt
Organism: Pseudomassariella vexata
Lineage: Eukaryota; Fungi; Ascomycota; Sordariomycetes; Amphisphaeriales; Pseudomassariaceae
Exons: 1
Coding region: 1-963 (320 amino acids)
Source: RefSeq, a predicted model, not a curated record